AUGUCUCUUCUGGAUCCCCGCCAAUUCCUUAUUCCUGCAUUUUACCUGGAUCCCACAACUCAAGCAUUACUUGCUCAAGUGUCUGCUCAAAACUCCUCAGGUGGUGGGAAGAUAAACCUUGCUAACUCAUUCCGUAUUUCUGACCUACUCGAUCCAUCGUCUCAUUCAACCAACGAACCAGAUCCAUCUCCUACAUCAAACAACUCUUCGGAAUCACCAUCAUCCCCACGAAUCGGCAGUCCGAACACCGAAAGAUCGGUCAACGAGAGUCCGACCUGUGUAGGGUCAAAAAAGGCUCGGAAGGCAAGAACUAUCUUUACCGACAAGCAACUUCAAGAAUUGGAAAACACAUUUGAGAAGCAGAAGUAUCUGUCUGUACAAGAUCGAAUGGAACUUGCUCAUCGUAUGGGUCUGACUGAUACCCAAGUCAAGACAUGGUAUCAAAACCGGAGAACCAAAUGGAAGAGGCAAGCUUCAGUUGGAAUGGAUCUUCUUCAUGACGCUGGAAACAUGGCUGCAGUUCAGCAACUUCUCAGAACAAAUCCCUAUUGGGCUAACUACCUGUCUCAGAACACUGCAAUGUUUGGUGGAGCCAACCGUCCGAUGUUCAAUCCACUAGUCGUUCCCAGCUCAAUGGUUUCUAAUAGUAAUUCUCAAAUCUCAUUGCUUCAAUUUCUAGCCGCACAGAAUAUGAAAGAUGAUAUGAACUCCCCUAAAGAUUCUCCAUCAUUGUCUCCGGAUUCCGUUCAGAAAUCAUCAGAUUGUAAAAAUGAUAAGGACGAAGUGAAUGAAAACGAAUAG
This is a messenger RNA of Caenorhabditis remanei, 801 nucleotides long. RefSeq lists its product as uncharacterized. Gene Ontology annotation, molecular function: DNA binding; DNA-binding transcription factor activity, RNA polymerase II-specific. Gene Ontology annotation, biological process: regulation of DNA-templated transcription. Bases 1 to 801 code for a protein of 266 amino acids. The record is from RefSeq and is a predicted model, not a curated record. The transcript has 3 exons. Lineage: Eukaryota; Metazoa; Nematoda; Chromadorea; Rhabditida; Rhabditidae.